Rotaria sordida is the source of this 357-nucleotide messenger RNA. The record is from the annotation of a GenBank genome assembly. NCBI's taxonomy places the organism in Eukaryota, Metazoa, Rotifera, Eurotatoria, Philodinida, Philodinidae.
AUGGCUUCCAUUCCUAGUUCAUCUCGUCAUACAAUAUCUUUUAUGAAUGAUAUUAAACAUGUAUUUAACAAACAAACUCGAGAUUCUCUUGUUAAUUAUACAUCAAAAUCAUCAACAACAUCUUUACAAUAUUCUCAUAUGCGUGUUACUCAACGUCUUCAUCGUUAUCGAUUUAUGAAAAAACAAUGGCAAGAAGUAGCAACAUCUAUUCACAAUCCUUCACUCUUAUCUCCAACAUGUGAAUCUUCAACAUAUACUCAAGAUACAAUGAAAGAUUUACCUAUAACAAUACAAAAACAAAAUACUGAAUCAAAAGGUUAUCGUUUUAAUGAUUAUAUUAUGGCAACAACAGCAGCA